Molecule: messenger RNA, 712 nt
Organism: Achroia grisella
Lineage: Eukaryota; Metazoa; Arthropoda; Insecta; Lepidoptera; Pyralidae
Exons: 6
Coding region: 206-640 (144 amino acids)
Source: RefSeq, a predicted model, not a curated record
CAAUGGAUCACACCAAAAUGUCUUAAAAAUAUUUUAGAAAUUAAAUCAAACACAACCAAUACAAUGCUACAAUAAAUACAAUAAUAUCACGGGAUGACAUCGCAAACAGUCCAGAUUCACUCCAGUUAAAGUUCCGUUGACCUCCCAACUUCAUAUAGCUGAAAUUGAAAUAAUUUUUUGUGUGAAAGAAAUCAGUACGAGCCUAAUGGGUAUUAUUAAUACUAAAGAAUGUAGACGGAAAGUUGAUGAAGCAACAAGUAAUACUGGUUUAUCCAACUUGAGAUACGUUACCAUAGAUAAAAGUAAAUGGAAAGUAUUCCGGAGGAAACAGGUAGUUCCAGCUUAUCCGGCAUCAUUCAGACCCCUCAGAGGCUGUCCAUGCGGAAGCGAUAGGCCUUGCAAGCAGAGGAUCACACCUAAAGGAAUUACAAUACAUUAUCCUCAAAAAAAGAAAAAAUUCAUCGCAUUUGGUGCAAGAUUGAAAUCUUCCAGAAUAGAAAAAGGCUAUUCAAAUAACCAGCGACUACCGACCAAAGUGAAAGUGAUAAGACAAAGGAAAUUCCCAACUUGGAGAUUAGACAGGAUUACUUAUACUUCACCGUAUUUCAGACCCCACAUGGUAAGGUCUGGACCCUACUGAAAUAGAAGUUCAAGUGAUAUAAAAAUAAAGUUUGUUGUUAAAAUAAAGGUUAUGUUCAAUACAAGUUAAUAA